UCAGAGAUGCAAUGGCCUUCUACAUAUUUUAGGAGUUGGUCAGAAACAAGUUUUUCAAGGAUUUUGGAGAGGAAUUGGAAGCUUUGAUACUGGUCUGUAAUUUUCUACAAGUGCAGGGUCUAGAGAAGGUUUCUUUAGUGAAUGCUGGCAAAUUUAUGCAUCCAAACAUGAAACUUAACACAAAUGAUAGCUCAGAUAUUUCACUAAAUUGGCAUGUGCUUGUCUAAAAUGGUUUUGUUCUCCAUUUGAAAACUACAUAGUGUUGGUCUGUAGUUAAUAUCUAAUUUUAGUAUCUGUGAGAGUAUGAGGAGAGAACAGUGUGUACUCUCAUCCUGGUCCCAAAUCUGACUCAGUGUACCUGUCUGGAAUGCUGAAAUGAGGACACAAGCACAUAAAAACACAUUUACGAGCUCAGUCAUGACCUUUUUGUUAGGCUUCUCAUUGUUGAGUAAAAUAUUAACCAAGUGGAUGUACUCAUACUGGUGCUGCCUGCUUGUGUUGGGGACAGGGCUCACAGAGGGACAGAUCUAUCUAUCCAGUCAAGUGUGUUGAUUUAUGCUUUUUAUAAUGAUAUUAUUAUUAUUAUUUUUUUUUUAUGCACAAAACUUACAAUAUUACAAAACCUGGCUGUUUGAAAAAAAUCUUAUCUAAAUCAUUUUGUAGAUCGGUAAAAAUAGAUUUUGGGGAUUUUGGACUUUUACAUUCUGUGACAUUUGGCUGAAUGAUCUUCCUUUCUUUAUUUUUAAGUUCUAGCUACUUUGGCUCAUUUAACAUUCUAUGGCAAAAUGUUGGUUAACCUGGAAAUUAAUGUCUUAUGAGGUAAUAUAACUUAAAUAUUAAAAUUCUCAUGUUUUUAUUAUUUCAUGCAUGAUAUUAUGCCUGCACGCACGCGCACGCACGCGUCUGUAAUUGGAACGUAAUGACAUAACCAGGGUACCCCUAUAUAAGCGUUGCCAAUCAACGUUAUUUUCCCCUUUUGCAUUUGAGAUUGACAGAGAGUAACGCGAGUUGACCCAGUGCAAAAACCUGAAUACGAGAAAGCUGUUUUUUGGCGAAAGCUAACAUAUCUUCUGCAGAACAAACUUUUCUUUGGUGGAUUACUUCUGACAAGUGGAUAAGUUUUCAUCAAUUUAAGAAAACAUCUGGAGAAAUGACUCUUCGUUGGACGAGAUCGCCGGCGCGUGAGGAGCACCUGCUGACCGGAGCUGACCUUUCUGACAUCGACGGUGGAAGACGCUCGCUCCUAGCCGACCUCAUCGGAUGUGCCGAUGAUCUCCUGCAGCGGAUCAGAGCCCUCGACGACGAAGGUGACAACCUCCCCGUCUUCAUCUCUGAGGAGAUGAAGGACGGGGGCGAUAAGGUAAGUAAACAUGAGUCCUUCUGCCAGCUCCUUUCUUCUCACGAUGAAGAUGAGGACGAUGAGGAUGAGGUAAGUGAACUUGAUGCCUUCUUCGAGCUCCUUUCUUCUGACGAUGAAGAUGAGGACGACGACGAUGAGGAUGAGGUAAGUGAACUUGAGGCCUUUUUCAAGCCCCGUUCUGCCGAUGAAGAUGAGGAGGAUGAGGUAAGUGAACUUGAUGCCUUCUUCGAGCUCCUUUCUUCUGACGAUGAAGAUGAGGACGACGACGAUGAGGAUGAGGUAAGUGAACUUGAGGCCUUUUUCAAGCCCCGUUCUGCCGAUGAAGAUGAGGAGGAUGAGGUAAGUGAACUUGAUUCCUCCUUAGAGCUCCUUUCUGACGAUGAGGACAAGGACGAGGGAGAUAAGGUAAGAGAACUUGAGGCCUUCUUCGAGCUCCUCUCGGAUGAUGAAGACGAGGUAAGUCUGCCUUUCUCAGAUGAUGAGGAUGAAGACUUGGACCAGAGUCUUCACCUGUCAGACGGGGAUGUCAGCACUGAUGCCUCUGACUACGACAGACUGUCUGACUAGGAAGAGGACUAUGGAAGAUGUCGGGCCUCCCUCUAAUGAACCUGUCCUUCUUUGCUUCCCGUCCCUCCUUUUGGGAUUUGGUUGAUGUUCCUCAGAGACUGAUUAUCAGGAUCCUGCAGAUUCCUGUUAGCAUGAGCAGCCUGUGGAACAGCACCAGAACCUCCAUCAGUGUCUGCAGCUCCCUCUUUAUUUCAGAAGAGGAGAUUUGAGCUAAAAGUCCUCAAUGAGUAGCAGAAAAAGAAGCCAGGUGCAGGUAGGAAGUAACCCUUGGAGACCCAGGUCCAUCAACUCCUUGACUCGGCUCUUCUGCAAAGAACCUGCAAGAAAGUUACCACCAUGAGACAGAGGAAGCCUUAUGAUCAUCAUUUCCAAAUAUGUAUUCUAAGUUAUGUCAAUGUAAAAUUCUGUGACGUUGGUUUCCUAAAAAGGUAAAUGUAGCUGCACCUGGCAAAUGCGUCGUUAUGAAAACACUAACAAAGCUUUUGCAAGUGUUUUUAUCUCUCCUCUAGGGGUUCAGUGAGUCCAGUUUGAAGAGAAGACGAGAUUGACAGCAGAGGAGGAAACCUGAUCCAGAGAAAUGUUGCAUUCGUAUUCAACACCAAUGAGAAAAAGGACUCUUCUGGUGUCGUUUCUAACAUUGCUGUGAAGUCUUAAAGAGUGGAUGUGGACACAUCCUCUGUAUCCUCUCCUUGAAGAGCAUCGAGCGGUUUCUAUGACAACAAGUAAAGGAGUUCCUCCUGCCCUCCAGAUGAGAAGGAUGGUCGACCGCAAGACAAAGUGGAGGAUGAUGGGAGAUUUUUCAUCAAACAACAAGGACUCGUGUCUUUGGCAUUCGUGUGACUCCUGUAGGAGGAAGUGGUCCAGACGAGCACAGCAGCAGUCCUUCACUUCCUGGGACACCUUUUUUUUUUUUUUUUUAAUUCUCAAAAUCUGAAAUCAAAAUGUAAAUACUGUACCUAGACUGAGAAGAUAUAACAAGAUCUACAUCAAUUUACUAAAUAUGAAAAAAUACUAGACUUCGUAAAAUACAAAGUUGUGUAAAUAGAAGAAAAAAAACUAAAAUAACACUCAAACUUAAAGAAAAUGGAAAACUAGAUUCAAAUUCAAGAUGCAUUAAUUAAGAUAUGAGUCGUAACAGAAGUUAAAGUAUAGAAGUUGAAACAUGUCAGUAAAAUAAUGAAAACAAAAGAGUCAGCAAGGAAGUUCAUUAAGAUCAUCAGGAUCGUAAUAAAAAUAUUAAAGUUUUAGAAAAAAGAUCUAUAUUGUAAUAUGAAAACCAAUUAAGGCUACUAAACUCCCAAUGAAAUAUGGAUAUUAGUGCAGAAAAAUAUGUUAGAUUUAGUAAAUAGUAAUUAAGAAUACAUGAAUGGUAUAAAUUAAAAUAAUGAUGAAAAUUAUAAUUAAAGUAAGAGAUGAUAAUAAUAAUAAAUGUUGUAAUAAUAAGAGUAAAUUCAUUAAUACAUAGAUAUACCUUUUGUUUUAUCAACAGCUUGACUGGUUUCAUGUCGAUUUCAGAAAUGAUUCCAGUCUAUUGGAUUAAUGAAAACAUCAGACAUGUAAACUUAUUUGAAUGUAAUGUCCUCUUAGAUUGUGUUAAACAUGUUUUUAGUUUAUUAUAGAACUUUUCAAUGUUUGUGCUCCUAUGAUUUCAAAACAUUUAAACCAAAUAAAUCUGAUUAAUUCACUAAAAUAA
This is a messenger RNA of Labrus bergylta (ballan wrasse), 3620 nucleotides long. RefSeq lists its product as uncharacterized. Lineage: Eukaryota; Metazoa; Chordata; Actinopteri; Labriformes; Labridae. The record is from RefSeq and is a predicted model, not a curated record.